Messenger RNA from Nerophis lumbriciformis (worm pipefish), 2547 nucleotides. Lineage: Eukaryota; Metazoa; Chordata; Actinopteri; Syngnathiformes; Syngnathidae. The record is from RefSeq and is a predicted model, not a curated record.
AUGAACUCUCCAAGCACAAGUCCUGCUCAAAAACAACACAAUGGAGAGUCUGAUGAAGAACCCGCGCCGCAGCAGGAUUCUUCCGUUCGGCAGAGUCCUGACAAAGAAGGGGGAGGAGGAGAACGUGACGCCGGCGGCAGUGAUGCAGGAAACGGCAGCUCUGACAACAGUAGUAGCAGCGAGGACGAAUGCGACGCCGCCUUGAGGAAGAUUAGGAGCAGCGUGUCUCAGAUCACGAGGUCCACGGAGCAACCGCUACCAGAUAGCGGAGAACCCGACGCGUCCAGAUCCAGAAGUAGGUCCAAAUCCAGAGAGCCGGACAGAGACAGAGACAGAUCCAGAUCCAGGAGUCCGGACAGAUCCAGGGGACGGGAGCGCUCCAGGUCCAGAGAUCGUUAUGACAGAGGACAGCGCACUAGGGACCGCCACCGUGACGGCGAGCGGCGUCGGGAACGAGAGCGGCGGGGCCGUAGCCCUUCCCCCCCGCCCGCCAAGAAGAAAAAGGAGGAGCUGGACCCCAUCCUGACCAGGACGGGCGGCGCCUACAUCCCACCCGCCAAGCUGCGCCUCAUGCAGCAGCAGAUCACCGACAAGAGCAGCUUGGCCUAUCAGAGGAUGAGCUGGGAGGCACUGAAGAAGUCCAUCAACGGUCUGAUCAACAAAGUCAACGUGUCCAACAUUGUCAACAUCAUCCAGGAGAUCCUGCAAGAGAACAUCGUGAGGGGGAGGGGUCUGCUGGCCCGCUCGGUACUGCAGGCGCAGGCGGCCUCUCCCAUCUUCACGCACGUUUACGCUGCCGUGGUGGCCAUCAUCAACUCCAAGUUCCCGCAGAUCGGCGAACUCAUUCUCAAGCGACUCAUCCUCACCUUCCGACGCGGGUACCGGCGAAAUAUCAAGCAACAGUGCCUGACCUCGUCCAAGUUCGUGGCCCACCUCAUCAACCAGAACGUGGCCCACGAGGUGCUUUGUCUAGAGAUGCUGACGCUGCUUCUGGAGCGGCCCACCGACGACAGCGUGGAGGUGGCCAUCGCCUUCCUUAAAGAGUGCGGUCUCAAGCUCACCGACGUCUCUCCGCGUGGCGUUAACGCCAUCUUCGAGCGCUUGCGCAACGUCCUGCACGAGUCGGCCAUCGACAAGCGCGUGCAGUACAUGAUUGAGGUGAUGUUCGCCAUCCGCAAGGACGGUUUCAAGGACCACCCGGUCGUCCCCGAAGGGCUGGACCUGGUGGACGAGGACGACCAGUUCACGCACAUGCUGCCGCUGGACGACGACUACAACGGCGACGACGUCCUCAAUGUCUUCAAGAUGGACCCGGACUUCCAGGAAAACGAGGAGAAGUACAAAACGCUUAAGAGAGACAUCUUGGACGAGGGAAGCGGCGACUCCGGGGAGGAAGGAGACAGCGAGGACGACGACGACGAUGAUGAAGAUGGAGAUGACAAGCAGGAGGGCGAAGACGAGAAGGUGACCAUCUUGGAUCAGACCGAGGUCAACCUGGUGGCGUUCAGGAGGACCAUCUACCUAGUCAUCCAGUCCAGUUUGGACUUUGAGGAGUGCGCUCACAAGCUGAUCAAGAUGGACUUUCCCGAGAGCCAGACGAAGGAGCUUUGCAACAUGAUCCUGGACUGCUGCGCUCAACAGAGGACCUACGAGAAGUUCUUUGGACUGCUGGCAGGGAGGUUCUGUCUACUGAAGAAGGAGUACAUGGAGAGCUUUGAGGCCAUCUUCUCCGAGCAGUACGAGACCAUCCACAGGCUGGAGACCAACAAGCUGAGGAACGUGGCCAGACUCUUUGCUCACCUGCUCUACACAGAUUCCGUCCCCUGGAGCGUUCUGGAGUGCAUCAAGAUCAGCGAGGAGACCACCACCUCGUCCAGCAGAAUCUUUGUCAAGAUUCUCUUCCAGGAGCUCUGCGCCUACAUGGGGCUGCCCAAACUUAACCAGCGCUUCAAAGACGUGACCCUGCAGAGUUUCUUCGAAGGUCUUUUCCCCCGCGACAACCCCAGGAACACGCGAUUUGCCAUCAACUUCUUCACCUCCAUCGGCUUGGGAGGACUCACGGACGAGCUGAGGGAACAUCUGAAGAACGCGCCCAAGAUGAUCAUGACGCAGAACCAGGAAGUAGAAUCUUCCGACUCUUCGUCCUCCUCCUCCUCCUCCUCGUCCUCUUCUUCGUCUUCCUCGGACUCGUCCAGCGAAUCCGAUUCGUCCUCGUCCGGCAGCGGCUCGGGUACGUCCGCCGCUCACUCGGACGAGAAACGCAAGAAGAAGAAGAGGAAGCGGAAGGGAGCGAGCGACAAGAAGGACAAAAAGAAGAACCCGCGACGCGGAGGGGACGGGAAAGGACGUCGACGGGAGGAGGAGGAGGAAGAGAGGGCACGGCGGAAAAAGGAGACGGACAAACGACGGAGGGACCAAGGCGACGGGAGGAGAAGGAGUGAGGAAGACAAGAGAGGGAGGCGGGAAGACAAACGAGGGAGGGGUAGAGAGGAGGAGAGGAAUAAGGAGAACAGAGACGGCAACCGUGCCGACAGGAGGAGGCGCUGA